Conger conger (European conger) is the source of this 2277-nucleotide messenger RNA. Its product is annotated as zinc finger protein GLIS1-like. NCBI's taxonomy places the organism in Eukaryota, Metazoa, Chordata, Actinopteri, Anguilliformes, Congridae. Bases 1 to 1806 code for a protein of 601 amino acids. Gene Ontology annotation, biological process: regulation of transcription by RNA polymerase II. The record is from RefSeq and is a predicted model, not a curated record. Gene Ontology annotation, cellular component: nucleus. Gene Ontology annotation, molecular function: RNA polymerase II cis-regulatory region sequence-specific DNA binding; DNA-binding transcription factor activity, RNA polymerase II-specific. The transcript is spliced from 8 exons.
AUGUCGGUGGUGGCGUGCGUGAAUGCCGGCGCCCCCUUCCUGCGGAGCCAGGCGGAGCAGCGCCGGCUGCCCUCUCUCAGCCCCCAGGCCCCCGAGGACGCCUGCCGCCUGCCCUCCCCCGCCUGCCUGCUCUCCUUCUCCUCCUCCUCUUCCUCCUCCUCCUCCGCCUCGUCCUCCUCGGCGGACUGCGAGAGGCCCGUCCCCAUGCAGGAGGCCCCGCGGGCCCCGCCCCAGACAGCCGUGCCCCCCCCGGAGGCCACGGACAGCUUCAGCGUGCUGGUGAACAGCGUGUUCCAGCAGGGCCUGCUGGAGGGGUGCGGCAGAGCGGGGGCCCUGAAGCAGGAGCCCCUGGACGAGCUCUCCCCGGGCGAGGAGGAGCUCUUCCGUCUCUCCCACUCCCACCGCCACCACCCGCUCCACCCCAGCCUGCCCCCGCCCUACCACCUGCACCAGUACAUCGGCCCCGGGCCUGGCACCCUGCUGCACCUCCAGGGGCAGCACCCGCCCUCCGCCGCCCUCCCCCACAAGCCCUCGGGCCUGGCCCCGGCCCCCGAGCGCGAGGAGCCCGGAGACCACCAGGCCUGCCGCUGGAUCGACUGCAGCGCCUCCUACGAGCAGCAGGAGGAGCUGGUGAGGCACAUCGAGAAGGUACACAUCGACCAGCGCAAGGGCGAGGACUUCACCUGCUUCUGGGCCGGAUGCGUCCGCCGCUACAAGCCCUUCAACGCCCGCUACAAGCUGCUCAUCCACAUGAGGGUUCACUCCGGAGAGAAGCCCAACAAAUGCAUGUUUGAGGGCUGCAACAAAGCCUUUUCCCGGCUGGAGAACCUUAAGAUCCACCUGCGGAGCCACACCGGGGAGAAGCCCUACCUCUGCCAGCACCCGGGCUGCCAGAAGGCCUUCAGCAACUCCAGCGACCGCGCCAAGCACCAGCGCACGCACCUGGACACGAAACCCUACGCAUGCCAGAUCCCCGGCUGCACCAAGCGCUACACCGACCCCAGCUCCCUACGCAAGCACGUCAAGGCGCAUUCCGCCAAGGAGCAGCAGGUUCACAAAAAGGUGCAGUCGUGUCCUCACCUGGAGCCGGACAUCCUGAGCGAGUGCCUGGCGAUGCAGCACCUCCACAGCUCCGGCCCCUCUCAGCACCUCCACAACGGGAAGGCCGGCAGGUCCCCCGGGCUGAGUCACGACAUCUUCACAGGGAUGUUCACUGGCUCCACCGGCCCCCAUAACAGAGCCACAUCUGGGCUGAUCUCCUCCACCCCGGACCUGUCCUCCAGGCCUCUGGGCAUUGAAGGGGGAGUCAGCAGCCCCCACAACCACCUCUCCCCGCCGUCAGCCAUGGACAACACCAGGGAGGGGAUGGCGACCCCUCUCCUGUCCUCCAGGAUCAGUCCCAGCGCCCCCGCCCCACCCUUGGACAAGCACAGCUCCCACCCCGACCAGCAGCAGAUCCCAAACCCGCACAAACCCUACACCCACUACCAGGACCCUCCCAUACAUGAAGCAGGUUACCAGGGUAGUUUCCAGAGCUGCUUCCAUUACAGGGAUAAUUACAGAAUGGAGCCGGUGGUCAGUGAUAUCCACAUCCCGGUGGACUCCCACUGCUUCAACCCCCACCGGCCCAACGGCUAUGCCCUCAGCAACUCCAGCAGUGCCACUGAGGGGUUCAGCUUGGUCCAGGACAUCCAGGCCGUGGGGGGGCAGGGGUUCUGUCCCAGCCCGGAGGAGAAUGUCUUCUUCCAGGUGGGAGGCUUCGACCGCUGCCUGAGUCAGAUCUCCUCGGUCUACACGGAGUCCUGAGGCCCCGGGUUCACUCCUACGACCCCCAACAGUGUUACCCCGUCACCCGUCCUCCGCAUCGCCUCCAAAGAAAGCCUGUCCGUGCCUUCCUACUCUUUUUAAAACUAAUACAUGUAUGUCAGCUGAGAAUAUAUCAAUUUGCUCUGUCUUUUUCUUAGUUAAGAGAGGUGUUGUCUCUCUCCCACAGGUGCUGUAGCAGUUUUUGUUUUUGUUUUUUUUUGCAUGCUGGGUUUGUUUUUUUUUGCACAGUUGAAGGAGGUGGUGGGGGGUCAAUGUCAGAUGAUAAUCCGUAAACAUUCCAAUCGGUUCAUACAACGUGUAUAAAAUGUACAGUUUGUUUAAAGCAGUUAUUCUGAAUUGUUCAUAUAUUUUCGUUUUUUAAAAAUAAUUAAUAAAUUACCAUUCCAUAAUGUAAUGUUUUUCUUCUCAUUCUUUUCCAAAAAUGGUAAGACAGAUCGUGACUCUUUCUCU